Molecule: messenger RNA, 2429 nt
Organism: Triplophysa dalaica
Lineage: Eukaryota; Metazoa; Chordata; Actinopteri; Cypriniformes; Nemacheilidae
Gene: arg1
Product: arginase 1
Exons: 8
Coding region: 51-1070 (339 amino acids)
Cellular component (GO): cytoplasm; nucleus; cytosol
Molecular function (GO): manganese ion binding; arginase activity
Source: RefSeq, a predicted model, not a curated record
GCUUUAAUGUCAGAGACGCGCGCGAGUUAUUCUGGACGUCCGCGUGAAUCAUGGCGGCAAAUAAGAGUUUCAGCCGAUUAAGAUCCGCUUUUUAUAUAUUCACACGAAACCAUCACCAUCACUGUGUUGGAAUAAUCGGCGCACCUUUCUCUAAAGGACAGAGGAGGGAUGGUGUGCAGAGAGGACCAGAUCUGAUCCGAGCUGCAGGAUUGGUGCAGAAGCUUAAAGGGCAAGGUUGUAUAGUGAAGGAUUAUGGAAAUCUGACGUUUGAAGACAUUCCCGACGAUGAACCUGUUGGCAGGGUGAAGAUGCCGAGAGCGGUCGGCCGUGCCAAUGAGCUGCUUGCAGGCGCUGUGCAUAAAGUCAAGAGUGAUGGGAACACGUGCGUGAUGCUGGGAGGAGAUCACAGCUUAGCAAUCGGUUCGAUCUCUGGUCACGCAGCAUCGAGAAAUGAGUUGAGUGUUUUAUGGGUGGACGCACAUGCCGACAUCAACACACCUUUGACCACACCCACCGGAAACAUUCACGGCCAGCCGCUGUCUUACCUCAUUCAUGAACUGCACUCUAAGAUUCCCAUACUUCCAAAUUUCUCAUGGAUAAAGCCCUGUAUAGCAGCUAAAGACGUUGUUUACAUUGGACUUCGUGAUGUAGAUCCAGAAGAACAUUAUAUCAUGCAGUAUCUGGGCAUCAAAACCUUCUCCAUGAUGGACGUUGACAGGCUUGGAAUAGCGAAAGUCAUGGAGCAGACAUGCGAGCACAUGUUUUCAAAAGUGAAAAAACCCAUCCACCUGAGUUUUGACAUUGAUGCACUGGACCCUUCAGUAUCACCUGCAACAGGAACACCUGUAGCUGGAGGUCUGACCUAUAGAGAGGGGAUUUAUAUCACUGAACACACAUGUCAAACUGGGCUCCUGUCUGCUGUAGAUAUGGUGGAGGUGAACCCAAAGCAAGGCAGAACAGAGGAUGAGAUUAAGUCAACAGUAACAGCUGCUGUCGACCUGUUGCUGGCCUGCUUCGGACGGGUCCGUGAGGGGUCUCAUAAACCGGAUUACAAAAUUCCCAAUCCAUAAAUCAAAAGCUUUGUGUUUUGGUUUAUUGCAAUUGCUAACAUCUUAAAAGCGCUUAUACAAAGUAAAAAAAUUAAUUUAAGAGACAUGCAAAACAACUUUUUAGUUUUCUAGGCAUUUAAUGAGGAUGGCAGAGUAGUCAACAUGGCUUAGAUCAUUUUUAGUACAAAACAUUGAUUCCAAAGAUAAACACAAAAUGCACACAAGAUCUCUGCACAAAGCAAAGAGCUGCUUAGAAUAAACAGGUUCUUCCUCUGCUAUGACAGCCGAUCGGUUUACAGAAGAGUGAAUAGAUUCAGUAAGCUUUAAUGGGGUCAGUAUCAGGUGGCUAUGGUUUGUACUUUACGCAAUAUUUGAGGGCCAUGUGAUCCUAACAUUGACCAUUGACCUUGUCGUGUUCUCAGUAGUAUAUUAUUAGAUCAUUGUCGUGUUUAGAUAGGGAGGACUCAGAAACACGUGCUGUACCUUUGGCUUCGAAUAUCGCUUUAUCUGUCCUGACACAAAUGCCCCUUUGUUAAACAGUCCUGUGGGAUGGCCAGAACGAUAGGACCAAGAGAGGUGAGGUCAGGUGAGGAUUUAUGGGAAAAUAUGACUGAAUGCAAUAAAGGCAAGAGCUCUAUGGUCAGCAUUCAUGCUCUUAUACAUACAUACAUUUACUGUAAACACCCGUCAUAUCCUGAUCGUCGUCGUAAAAAUUGAAUAUGUCUUUUAUGCCACCCGUGAAUCAAUACUGUACAGUUGACCGAAACACAAGACGAUGCAGGAAAUCAGAUCUGCUGUUGUAUUCUGAUUAGGGUUCCUUUUGAUUAACAUUAUUGAUCAAUAAAUCAAUAAUACCAUUUGGGGAACUCCACAAACAGCAAUGGCUGCAAAACCCAUAAAAUAAUCUGAGGUGAAUGCAUAUGGAUUCAUUUUACAGCUCCGUAAUCAAAAUGUAUUUAAACAAUGGUUUGCUUCUUCUCUCAUUUCAUUUUAGCAAAAACAUCUGAGAUGUAUAACUGAAAUGAAACAUAACUACAAACACUGUCAAAUCUCCCGAAUUAUCCGUGAGCAACAGUUCAAAAUAAAGUGUCACUUGGCUAAAUUGUUGAAAUUAUUUUAUAUGCAGUUUUUCAACCGUCUGAUGGCAAUUAAAUUAUAAUACAUUAUUAAUCAUCACUAGACCUGUCUAUGCUGAAAGCGUCUGAUGUUUUUGUCAACUACAACAAUAUUUUGAUAAGCAUUUGAAAUCAAAUCAAUUUUAAAUUGUGUGCAUAACAUUUUUUUUAAAUCAUAUGUUAAAAUAACAAAUGACUUUAAAGCCACUGAAUUAAAUCGCUGUCAAAAUGAAAGUUUUCAAAUCUAAUAAAUGUGCUACUUUUG